ACCCGCACGACCAAGAAUCCAAGAUCAAUAAUCCACAUUAGCCACCAGACGGAUCAGUUCACGGAUAAGCAAGGCGCGCGCAUCGCGGGCGUGGACGGAUCGGAAUGGGCUCCUGCGUCUCGUUCUCGCGCUCGGCGGCGGCGGCGUCAACAGCGGAGGAGCGGUCGACCCAGCGAGCGCCGGUGGCCACCGCCAAGGUCGUGAACCUGGACGGCUCCAUGGCGCAGUUCGCUGGGCCUGUCACGGCGCGCGAGGCGAUGCUGGCUCUUGGCGACGGCGGUGGGCGCCAGCGCGCGCCCUCGCCGCCGCGGUUCCUCUGCGGCUCCGACGAGCUCGGCUUCGACGCGCCCGCCCGCGCGCUGGCCGCGGACGAGGCGCUCCAGCCGGGGCAGCUCUACUUCGUGCUGCCCGCGCCGAUGCUGCGCCGGCCGCUGUCCGGGAACGACAUGGCCGCGCUCGCCGUCAGGGCCGCCACGGCGCUCGCGGCCGAGGCGGGCCUCGCCGCCGGUGGUGGAGUCAUGUCGCCCCAGCGACGGCGAACGAAGCAGGGCGGGGCGGCCGGCAAGGGGCGGCGGCGGCGGCAGUCGACGGCGCGAGUGGCUCCGCUUCUAGUCGUCAGCGGCAACGGCAAGGACGGCCCGUCCGAUGGUUCUUGGAACAACGACACGCGCGGCGGACUCGCAACGCGCGAGGCGGUAGUACACGACGGCGGCAGCCGUACGGUUGGGAAGGCGAGACGGGGAGCUGAUUACAGGAGCGGCGCUCGCCGUCGUCCCGGCGUGCAGAGGUUAAGCGCCAUCGCCGAAGACAACGAGUGAUCCGUCCAUUGGCUAUUCUGAUUUGCUGCAUUUGAAGUGUCGGUGCCAGUUAACCGAUGGAACGAGUUUUUACUCGUCUCGCUCCCGCGUUCGAGGAUCGGAGGAGAAGCGAACAUGCAUGUGUACAGACUACAGACUACAGGGCUGCAGGCAGCUCCGAUUUUUUCGUUUCGGUCAUCGUGUGUGAUGACAAAGUACACCGAUGAUGUUAAUCUGGGUUAUGGAAACGCGUCAAUCGACAAAGUGAAAUUUGCAAUCGA
Messenger RNA from Setaria italica (foxtail millet), 1078 nucleotides. RefSeq lists its product as uncharacterized. The record is from RefSeq and is a predicted model, not a curated record. Lineage: Eukaryota; Viridiplantae; Streptophyta; Magnoliopsida; Poales; Poaceae. The transcript has a single exon. Bases 105 to 818 code for a protein of 237 amino acids.